This is a messenger RNA of Xiphias gladius (swordfish), 1399 nucleotides long. RefSeq names its product deoxynucleoside kinase. The record is from RefSeq and is a predicted model, not a curated record. The transcript is spliced from 8 exons. The coding region runs from base 125 to 955 and encodes 276 amino acids. NCBI's taxonomy places the organism in Eukaryota, Metazoa, Chordata, Actinopteri, Istiophoriformes, Xiphiidae. Gene Ontology annotation, cellular component: cytoplasm; mitochondrion. Gene Ontology annotation, molecular function: ATP binding; deoxyguanosine kinase activity. Gene Ontology annotation, biological process: nucleobase-containing compound metabolic process.
GAAACGGAACUCUGUCUGCGCGCGGGAUUUAAUUGUAGGAACAGCUCGCCGACGAUCAGCCGCUUUCCCUGCGCGCGGAGAUCAAUAAUCAAAGUACAUUAACCGUGAUCGGACUUAUUAAAACAUGGCGACUCCACCGAAGAGGCAGUGCCGGCUUCCCACCAAUCCGUCGCUGAGCGUCAGCUUCUCCCGCAGAGAGAAGAAGAUCUCCAUCGAGGGAAACAUCGCUGCAGGAAAGUCGACGUUUGUGCGUCUCCUGCAGGGGGCGUCAGAGGACUGGGAGGUGAUUCCCGAACCCAUUGGAAAGUGGUGCAACGUCCAGAAUGACAGUGACGACAUUUACCAGGAGCUGAGUUCCUCUCUGAAGAGUGGGGGAAACCUGCUGCAGAUGUUUUACGAUAAACCCAGCCGCUGGUCCUACACCUUCCAGAGUUAUGCGUGUCUCAGCAGACUGCGUUCUCAGCUUCAGUCUCCGUCAGUCAAACUUCAGCAGGCUGAAAACCCCGUCCAGUUCUACGAACGCUCCGUGUACUCAGACAGGUACAUGUUUGCGUCCAACCUGUUUGAGUGUGGUAACCUGUCAGACAGAGAGUGGAGUGUUUAUCAGGACUGGCACACCUGGUUACUGAAGCAGUUCGAACCUGAGAUCGCCCUCGACGCCAUUAUCUACCUGAGAGCCCAGCCACAGCGCUGUAUGCAGCGGUUGCUCCACCGGGGUCGGGAGGAGGAACAGGGGAUCCCUCUCGAGUAUCUUGAGCAGCUUCACUUCAAACAUGAAGCCUGGCUCUACCACAGGAACCUCAGGUUGGACUUCGAUUACCUGACUGAUCUACCCGUUCUGAUUCUGGAUGUCGAAGACGACUUCAAGAACGAUCGCAUCAAACAGGAAGCCAUUAUUGACAAGGUCAAAGAGUUUCUCACCACGCUGUGGAAUCAUCCACCAAUUACAGCCUAGGAUGCAAGCAGCAGGCGCAUCUGAUUGGACGAGCCACUUUGUAAAUGUUUCUCACAAUGAACUUUAAGAUUUGUUUUUUAACGCAACUCGUCUGAACGUCGACUCCAGUUUGAUAUCAGCCUGGUGUUCAAGCGAGGAACUCCAUUGAAAAACUCAAGUUUUUAGCUGUAGAGUUUACAUUCUUCUUCACUUCAUGUACAUUUUUAUUUUUUAUAUUUAGUGGAUAUGUUUUAAAAUGAGUCAAUGAGGUAUCGUGUGUAUGUAUGUAUGUAUAUGAACACUAUGUAUUUAAUGGAAUUAGCUUGAUAUUUAUGCUUCAGUCUGGAUCAUUUUUUCUCAUAAAAACUGCUUGGUGCUUCUUUGUCCUGACGGUUAGAUGUCAGUGGAAACACUACGAUGCCUUCAGGGACAAACUGUUCGUUGAAUAAAUUAAAUCAGCCUUAA